UUGAAUACAAAGUUUUGUUAUCUCGUGUACAUAAAUAUACAUAAAUUGAUUCAGCGCCUCUGUGUGAGAAUAAAAUACCCAUCGAAGAAAUAAAUAUUCUGAUGAACCAUUUAAUUUAGUUUUAUAUUAAAAAAUUUUAAAGUACUUUAUAUAUAAACAAAGAUUAUAUAAGUAUCUGCCUAAUUUCCGCAGUUUUAAUCGCACAUUUAAAUCGCAUAUUUAAAGAUUCUCAUUACUUAAUAAGAACUGAAAUAUGUCACUUGCAGGUCUGAAAAAGCAGUUUAAUAAAACUAGCCAGUUUUUGAGUGAAAGAGUUGCUGGAACCAAAGGUUCUCAGCUUGAAGAAGAAUUCAAGGAACUAGAAAGGAAAAUAGAUAUUGUAACAAAAGCUGUAGAUGAUCUUCAUAAUAAAUCUCGAGAAUAUCUACAACCAAAUCCAAGUGCUCGCACAAAGCUUGCUGUCCAGGCAUCCUAUCAAAAAGCUAGAGGUCAAACAAAAUCUGCUAAGUAUCCACAGGUUGAGCAAAAUCUCGCGGAUGUCUUUUUAAAAGCUGGUGCUGACUUGAAUGAUGAGCUGCCGUAUUCUCAAUCACUAAUGGCUUGUGGUAACACAUUUACACAAAUUGCUGAAAUUAAAGAUUCAUUGGAGUUUAGUGUAAAACAAAAUUUUUUGGAUCCUCUUUACCAACUGCAGCAAAAAGAUUUAAAGGAAAUAAAUCAUCAUCGCAAAAAGUUAGAAAGUCGACGUUUGGAUUUUGAUUAUAAAAAGAGUAAAGGAGCCAAAGUUCCUGAGGAAGAACUAAACAUAGCUGAAGAAAAAUUCACAGAAUCGAAAGAGUUGUGUUACAACAGUAUGAUGAAUUUCAUUGACAGCGAUGUUGAACAUAUUGGUCAAAUACAUGCUUUUGCAGAGGCGGUUCGCGACUAUCACCAUCAAUGUGCUGACCUAAUGGAUGCUUUAGUUAAAAAACUUGCAGAAAAUUUAUCAGAGGCAGCGAGUCGUCCAAAAGAGGAUCGUGUCUUUAUUUCUCGUCCUAAAUUUGAUGAUAGUGGAAGCUUAAAUGCAUAUGAUAUUGUUGAAAAAAGUUCACCUCUCACAACACCUACUCCGCCGCAAAGGUCUGCACCAGCUGCACCAAAUCAGAAGUCUAAGAUGCCAUGCUGUCGAGCUAUGUAUGAUUUUGAACCAGAAAAUGAAGGCGAGCUUGGAUUUCAAGAAGGUGAUGUAAUUGAGUUGACUAGUCGAAUUGAUGAAAACUGGUUAGAAGGCCGUUUGAAAGGACAAAUAGGAUUUUUUCCACAAAAUUAUGUUGAAAUUAUAGUUCCAUUAUAAAAGUUAACAUUUUGCA
Hydra vulgaris (swiftwater hydra) is the source of this 1349-nucleotide messenger RNA. RefSeq names its product endophilin-A3. Gene Ontology annotation, molecular function: protein binding. The record is from RefSeq and is a predicted model, not a curated record. Gene Ontology annotation, cellular component: cytoplasm. Lineage: Eukaryota; Metazoa; Cnidaria; Hydrozoa; Anthoathecata; Hydridae.